Molecule: messenger RNA, 600 nt
Organism: Fomitiporia mediterranea MF3/22
Lineage: Eukaryota; Fungi; Basidiomycota; Agaricomycetes; Hymenochaetales; Hymenochaetaceae
Exons: 2
Coding region: 1-600 (199 amino acids)
Source: RefSeq, a predicted model, not a curated record
AUGCCUUCCGCGACUACUCAGCCAACUGCCAGUGCUUGGACUGUUGUAGGCACCGGUGGGAAACACCAAACGGCUGCGAGUGUCGCUGCAUCACGACCUUCUAUGGUUGCUCAAGCGUCUAAUCCGAGCAUUGUGCCAGCUCGUCCGACAGGUGUUGCAAGCACAGCUCGAACUGUGAGUUCGUCAAUAGUAGCAAAGAAUGCUUCUUCCACGUCUAAGGCGGCGGAGGAGCCUGCCGCACCGUCUCUGGAAUUUAUGAAAUGGAUGAGGGAUGCAUUGAAGGGGUUGAAUAGCUCUGUCCAGUUUGAGGAGAUAGCACAGAUGCUACUUUCCUUCCCUCUCGACCCGGAUGACACUACCAAAGAGCUCAUCGCGGAAACCGUCUACGGAGCGAGUACUACGCUUGACGGGAGACAAUUCAUGCACGAGUUCGUAUCGAGACGCAAGGAAGACGCUCUUGGUCGUUCGCGUGGUGGUCGUGAUCAGGCAUCAAGUGGGAAGUCAACAUCACUCGCUGAUGUGGUGAAGACGCAGCCGAAGCAGGCCCAGAACGACUUUGGGGCGUUCAAGGUCGUGAAGAAGAAGAAUAAGCGUUCCUGA